Drosophila ananassae is the source of this 7897-nucleotide messenger RNA. RefSeq names its product AF4/FMR2 family member lilli. Lineage: Eukaryota; Metazoa; Arthropoda; Insecta; Diptera; Drosophilidae. The record is from RefSeq and is a predicted model, not a curated record.
UUCGUUGAAAUAAUUUUCGUAACAACGAUCACACUCGUUUGUGUAUUGCGAAGACGGGAGGACGUACGUCGGCGUCGUCGGUCCACGGUAAAAGCGAAUUAAAACGAAAAGCGUAAAGCGGAAAGAGCGCUAAAACAAGCGAGCAACCGAAAACAGAACAAAAUCAUAACCAAAGUGGCGUUUAUUUUCGUUUAAUUUUUUUUUUUUUCCUGUUUUAAAAAAACAACAAAAGAAUAAAAAAAAAGCGCGCCAAUUAAUGAGUGAAAGAGUUUCAAGACAAACUAAAAAUUAAUUUUGAAAAAAAUAAAUAAUAACAAAUAAAUGUCGGCUCGAAUUGUGAAUAAAAUAAUUUUAUUUUUUUGCCUACACCCCCAUGCUGCAGCCAUGCAGUCACCGUUUCUUUGUCCAACCAGCCUGAAAUGACCAAAUUGGCUAACCAAAACAAACUGUGAAAAGAGAGCAAAGAGAGAGAGAGAGUCUAAGAGAGAUUAAGGAUAAGCCCGAGAAAGAGAGAGGCUAUUGAAACCAAACAAGUGAAAGAGUGACAGCAAGACAGAAAGAGAGCAAGAGCGCCUGUGAGAGCAGAGAGAGAGAGCGCUGAGAUGGCCAGCGAGGAUGUGCAGAUCACGAGCGUCAUCGAUGCCAAUGGGCAGCAGUUACCGCUCCACGGUACCGGUCUGGGCGGCCCCCUGGCACCGCCCGUCAAACAGGAGCGUCCGGACGACGCCGAGAUCCGUGAACUGGCCGCCAAAAUGAAGGAACAACAGAAGCAACAGGCCGCCCAGCAGGCAUCCCGCCUAGCUGCCGCCUCCAUGCAACAUUCAAAUGCCGGCACCGCCAACGGCGGUCAAAUGCAACCGCCCAUCACUAACGGCAAUGGCCAGACGAACAUCAUGUCAUAUUUGUCCCGCCACCAGAAACUCCCCAACGGUACUAUGCAGGUGGUUCCGGCCCUCUCCGCCAAUUCAUCAUCGUCCUCGAAUGGCCGUUCCAACGGGGCCAUCAAUAACGAUGGUUCCGGUUCGGAGAAGAAGGGUUCCGGCCCCUGUGACGAGGAGUCUGUUAAUGGACACUUUGGCUGGGCGUCCUUUGGGAAAGUGUCCAUUCCGUAUAUAUAUCGGCAAUCGGAGAAAUAUUGCUCCGUCCGGAUGAUUGAACUGAAGCUGCUCGGCAAAUACCUAAACUGCCUGCAUCCGGACAUCUAUUCCAGUUGCACCUGCGUACGCAGCUACUACAUUACGGACGCCGAGGCUCGUCUCUUCAUCGAGAUCAAUCAUAAGCACUGUGAUGGAGAGUUCGGAAGGGAUAUCUUCACGCAGAAAGAUCUGGUGGUGCGACUGAGUGAUGCCUCCAAGUUCUAUCAGUUCUUGGAUAUUUGUUAUCGGAAACUGGUAACCGGCAGCAAGACACCGUCCGAGAAGUGCGGCUUCAUUAGGAUCAACAAGGAAUCGGUGGUGCCGUAUACGGUUCGUAACAAUCAGCAGGUGGUUCCUCUCUUCUACUUCGAGGGUGAAACGGAGAACCUGAAGACCAAGGCGGAGUUGCUUAACGGCUGGGAUCUGGCGUAUUUGAAGUUCUGCUGCAAGGUCCAGGGCAUCCGGAACGAGCUAUUCUCCAGCGAAAACGUGGCCGUCAUCUCGCUGACGGACAUCAAGAGCUAUUUCCCCAAUGGCACCGAGUUCGAGGACUACUGGCCCAGUAAGGUGGUCGACUCUAAUCUCCUGAUCGGCAAUCGGGCGAAUGUCACAAAUUCCGUGAACUGGACACGCCAACCCUCGGCCCCACCGCCAAAAGUAUCCUCCGGCUCGAGUUCCGGAUCGGGUUCUGGGAUCGGGUCCUCAUCCUCGGGUAGUGGUGGAGGCGGCGGUUCUGGUAGCAGCCAGGUCUCAUCCAAGGCACAGCAUGCCUCGGCCGUGUCGGCAGCGGCCGCCCAGCAGCAGCAUCUCAUGAAGCAGCGAGCGGCGGCCGUGGCGGCGAACGCCAAUGGAGUGGCGAAUGCGAAUAGCUUUGGAGCCUCACAGGCGGCAGCGGCAGCGGCGGCGGCCUUCAACUCCCAGGCAGCAGCGGCGGCAGUGGCCUCGGCGGCGAUGCUCCAACAGACCCAGGGCACCAAUCGGAUGCUCUCCCAGGCCACGGUCCAGGCCUUGGCCAACAGUGGCUGGAUGUCCGGCCAGAACAACCUGCAGCUUCACGCCCAGAUGAUGGCCCAACAGACGCACGCAAAUGCCAACCGCGUGGGAAGCUAUCGGGAGCACAUGAACAACCUGAUGAUGAGCGGCAGCAGCCGGCAGCCGUACUCCUACAACAAUCCCGCGAUCUCCAUGUCCUCGGUGAACAGUCAUAGUGGCGGCGGUGGCAAUGCCCCACCGCCCCUUGUCCGUUCGGCGGCUGGCCAGAAUGCCAAUCAUAUGUCGAAUGUCGAGCAGACACUGGUGCAACAGCAACAACAACAACAACAACAACGCACAUUUAACAGCCAUGCCACACAACAACAACAACAACACCAUAACCAAAGCAAAAACAACAACAACAAUAGCAACAACAACAACAACAACAAUGCCUCAGCAGCCGCCGUGGCAGCAGCAGCAGGAUACGUCCAGGCACUGCUAGGAGGAGGAGGCGGAGGAGGUGGUGGAGGAUCAGGAACACCCGGAUCCGGCGGAGUGGGCGUGGUGGCGGGAGGUUCCAGCCUACAAGGAGGCGGAGGAGGAGGAGGAGGGAAUGCCUUCAACUACAACCUGCCCUCCACCCGAGCGGAUUACACCAAUCUGGCAUUGUGGAAUCAACUGACACCCGCCCAGAGGUUGCUCUUCAGUCAGCAGCUCAAGGGUGUGGCGGGAGGAGUACCAGCUGGAGGGGGAGGAGGUGGAGGAGGUGGCUCUGUAGGAGGAGGCUCCACCGUAGGAGGCCCUAAUGCCACCACCCAUUCCAGUGGAGGAUCAAAAAACUUUCCAGCUUUGCCUUCCCUGCCUUUGGAUACGGAUCUGAUAACCAUGUUGGACUACAAUAAUCCCAACAAGAAAAAGGCAGUAGGAGGAUCAGCUGGAGGAGCAGGAUCUGUUGGAGGAUCCACCGGAGGAGGUACAUUUACGAAACCCAAUGUCCCACCCCUAAUCCCCGAUGGCGGAGCUGAAAUAAGUCUGACCAAGACCAGUCGAAGAUCAGGAGCCAGCGAGGCAUCCUCUCAAGGAAAUGGUAGUGGCACCACCAUACCCCUUAACUCCACCCAGGCCCUCGAGGAUUUUGAAAAGAAAUUCACCGUGAUGACGGAUGAAAUGCGAGCUGUGAUCCAGAAGGUACUGGCCAAUCCGGAUCUCUCCACCUUCAUCCAGACGAACUCCGGGAAUCAGAGCCACCAUCAGAAUGCCAAUCAUCUUGGUUCGUCGUACAUCUCACCGCCGAUGUCACCGGCGGUGGGUGUUAUUGGUGGUGGUCCUGGCGGAUUGGUUUCGAACAACAAUGUGGCCACUCUGACCUUGGCCUCCAAUCCGAAUGUGACGAUAACCCCACAGCUGCCAGGACACUUUCUCCAUUCGCCGUCCAGUUCAUGUUCCAGUUCCAGUGCCUCCAAUACAGCGGCAUCUCCACUGGGGAAUGGCAGUAGCAACAGUGGGAGUGGUGGUUCUGGGAUGUCCUCUAACGGAUUAUUGGGAGGAUCACUUGGUUCUGGAACGGGAACGGGAUCGGGAUCGGGAACAGGAUCAAGUGGGCGACAAAAGAGUGUCAUUUGUUCCACAAAAAGUAAUAAUCUACCGAUGGCCAUACUAACAUUGGCUAAUAAUUCUGGUCGGGAUCAGGUCAGGGGUAGGGGUGGUUACCACCACCAACAGCAACAACAACAACAUCAUCUUGGGGGUCAACGUCAGUCACACAGCCAUCACAACCAUCAUAGCAAUAUUAGCAAUAACAAUAGCCUUAAUAGUAAUAAUAAUAAUAAUAGCAAUAGUAGCCAACAUCCGGCAGCCACUGAUGUUAUCGAUUUGUCCUCCUCCCGAAGGUCCUUGGCCGCCUCGGCCGCCUACUUGCAGCAACAGUCGGCGGUUGCCGCCCAGCAGCAACAUCAGGCCGCCGCCGCGGUUGCCCAACAUCAGCGCCUGGCCGCCGUAGCCGCCCAUCAUGCCCAACAGAAUGGCAGGAGUGGCGGUAGUGGUGGUGGUGGUAAUAACUCCACCAGCAAUUCCGGCAAUUCAUCAUCCUCCGGUGGUAAUUCAAAUUCAUCUGGUAGUGGCAACAACAACACCUCAUCCGGCGGCAACAAUAAUUCUGGAAGUAAUUCUGGUAGCAACAGUUCUGGUGGUCCUGGUGGAGGUGCUGGAUCGGCGAAUAGUGCGUCCAUGAAUUUGCAGCGACAUGCCGCCAUGGUGCAUGCCCAGGCGGCGGCGGCCAGUGCCUCGGAUAGUGCCCAGAGGCUAUGUGUUAUACCGGAGAUACCCACCAAUAAUAUGAAUAUGACGCCGUACAAGGUGCAGAGGGUGUGCGUCGAUAAGCAUCUGGUGCCGUGCAUCAAUAUGAAGGCAUAUAAUGAUUCCGAGCAGCUGAUGACCCUCAUUGAGUUCCAGAAGAACUUUUUUCCGUCAGUGCCGUUGGAUCAUUGCAAGCGUCUGAUUGAGGCGCUCGGAGUGGAGCUCUACAAGGCGAAUAGACGACAGGUGCAAAUCCUAAUGGAGUACGAUCGUGGUUAUAAUGAGAAUAUGCCGCUGGUACAGGUCCGGGACAUCAUCAAGUAUAUGACACAGUUGACGUUCAUGACGCGCGAACAGCCGCCGGCUAAGAGGACGCGAACGAGCUAGGAAUUAAGCUGGGGAGCACAACAUUUGCCACCAACAACAACAACAACAAUAAUAACACCAACAAAAACAAUAACAUCAGCAACAACAACAUCAACAUCAUCAAAGGCAGAAAUAAGAAUCAAAGAAGAUAAAACAGAAGUAGCAACAACAAGAGGAGGAGGAGGAGGAGGAGGAUCAGGACUAGGAGGAGUAACUUCUGGUAGAAGACGCGCCCUAACACCGCCACCGAAUCUAAGUGGAGAAAUGAGUCGGCGUAGGGGGGGGACAUUAGCUCCACCGCCAGCACCAGCACCAGCACCACCACCAACACCACCACCAACACCAACAUCAACAACACCAUCACCAGGACAAGCAACAUCAACACACAACAGCAGCAACACAUACGAAAUGUUGUACUCCCACAACCAAGCACACCCGCAACACCACCAGCAGCAGCAGCAACAUCAUGAGCAGCAACGCCUACAGAAGAAGCGACAACAUGCCGAGAACAAAAGCAACACAUCCUCCACCAGCAGCAGCAGCAGCAGCAGCACCUCGAAAACGGCUGCCCAAAAGAUGGCCGAAGCAGAGCAUGCCUAUUUGUCCAAUUUGUAUGGCAAGGCGGCUGCUAGUAUGUUGAGUCCACCUUUAGGAGAUUGGAGCCACGACCAGCAGCAGCAACAUCAGCAACAGCAACAGCAGCAACAGCAGCAACAGAGGCAGCAACGGAGGGCAGCAGCUAUGGCGCAACAGGUGCCACCACAAAGGCACAUAAUGCAUCGGCGGCAUAGUGUGUGUGCGGCGGGAUUGGCCAGCUUGUCAUCAGCCACGUCCAGUGGCCAUCAUCCAACUGGGGCGGGAGGAGCAGCCGCCACAUCGCCAACAUCGGCGGCAGCAGCUGCUCUAGCGGCAGCUUCCUAUUACGGCAGUGCGGCAGCAGCUGCAGCGGCAGCAUUUACGGCUCCAUACCACCACCCGCACCACCAUCCUGCAGGACAUCAUCACCAGCAGCAGCAGCAGCAGGCGCAGCAGCAGCAACAGGCACAGCAGCAACAUCAGCAACAGCAACAGGCGGCACUGCAUCAUCCUUUGGCUCCCGGCGGGCAUCAUCAUGCCGCUGCAGCAGCCGCCGCAGCUGCCGCCGCCCAUCACCACCACCACCAUCAUGCUGCAGCAGCGGCAGCAGCAGCAGCCGCAGCAGCAGCAGCAGCGGCAGCAGCCGCCCAUCAUCAUACGCAUGGCGGGCAGCCAUCACCGACGAUAUAUCCGCCAACACCGCCGCCAUCGGCACCGUGGGUGCAUCCCUGGUAUGCGGGGGAUGCGGCCUUCUGAAGGUCAUCGGUGGUACGCCAGGGGUACAGCAGCAGCAGCAGCAGCCGCAGCAGCAGCAGCAGCGGGGGUGGCAAGGUCAAGGGCAAGGUCAAGGCCACAAAACCAUUGUAAAGUAGAAAGUUUUUUUUUUUUUUAUCGCUAGACUUGUAAGACUAUUUAUUAACAAAAAGAGGUCGUGUUAAAUAUAUAUAUAUAUUUUUUUUUUUUGAAAGUGCCGCCAUAGGAGCUGGACACUAGGGGGCGGGGGAGGGCAGGGGCGGGGGCAUAGAGGGGGGGUAUGUAAUUUUUUAAGUAGGCUAACUAAAACAAUUUCUGGGCAUUAUAUGCCGUCUAAACAAUAAUCAAUAAUAUGACUUAAAAAAUAAUUAAAAAGAAAAAAAAACAGCUGCUUGGAUUUCGUUUUUUGGACAAAAAAUUAAAAAAGAAAAAUAAAAAUAAUUAAAACAAAAAAAAAAACUACAAACAACAGCAACUCAAAGAACUGAUUAAGAUUUAUUAUCAAAAAAAAAAAAAACUAAAAACUAGAAACAAAAUUAAUGAAAAAAAAGAAUGAAAGAAAAAUGAUAUAAUUUUUUUUUAAUUUUCUUAAAUUUAAUUUUCGAUUAAUUACAAAAUGAAACAAACAACAAACAGUCUUUUUCUAGCAAUAUUUACAUACACUAACAGAUAUACAUAUAUACAGAUAUACAUGUUAUAUGCUAUAUGCUAUAUACAUAUGUAAUAUAUAAUCCGUAAGAGAUCGGCCGAUAUAUAAUCUAUAUAUUGCGAGAGCAGGAAAUUUAAUUUCUUGCAUAAAAAACUUACAUCAAAAAAGAGAGAGAGAAGAUGAGAGAAAUCUUAAAUUAAAAUUUAAAUUAAAAACAAACUAUUUCAAAAGUGAGUCAAAAAAAAAAAACAAACACUUUUUUUGUAAGCUAGUUAAAAAAUAAAAAAUAAAACAAAAAUUAUCAUUCGAGCAGCAGCAAAAAAAAAGAAAUGCAUAAAAAAUCCUAAGAAACUUCUUUCCAAAAUCUUUAAAAAUAAAAAAUAACAAAACUAUGAAAACAUAAAUCUAUAAAUAGUAAGCUAAAAAAAACUCAAACAAAAAAAUAAGAAAAUAAGUAAAUGAGUAAAAAAAAAACCGAAAACUAUGUUAAAAACAUACAAAAAACUAAAGUUUAAAAUGCAACAUAUAAAAAAUAAAAUAAUUAAAUAAUACAAGAAAUGAAAGAAGAAGAAUACGAUGUUAUAUACGAUGUAUGUAUAUCGAAAUAUAUAUGUAUGUAUGUGUAUGAAAUACUUGAAGAAAUAUCCGUUUUAUGGAUUUAAUUAAUAUUUUUUUUUUAUUAUUAUUACUUUAUAAAUAAUAUGACAAAAAACAGAAAACAUAAAUAUUUAUUUUUUUCUUUAAAUUUGAUUUUCAACCAAAACCCCCGAUAUUGUUGAUUUUAUUUUAUUUUUUCCAUAAAUAUAUAUAUAACUUUCUCCACCAAGAAGCUCAAUAAAUCAUUAUAAUUAAUUAUUAUUUUUAACGCUGUUAUUUAAAUUACAAAAUUACAAAAUUACAUAAUUCGGGCGACUUGUUUUUAAACGAAUUUUAGUUGUAAGUCCCGAAAGAAGAAGAAACAAACAAAAGAAUGGAAAAAAAACAAACAGACAUUAAGCAAACAAGUUUAUAAUUAUCAUUAUUAAUUAAUUGUUAGUUGAAGAAGCCGUCAAAGUAUUUAUCAAAGUGUGUUUUCAUUUUUGCCAGUGCAGCAUCAAAACUAAAACAUAACAGAAAAUAAAGAAAUGAAGCAACCCUAAAAUGGAAAUUA